This is a messenger RNA of Topomyia yanbarensis, 10120 nucleotides long. It is a transcript of the gene msn, whose product is annotated as serine/threonine-protein kinase mig-15. NCBI's taxonomy places the organism in Eukaryota, Metazoa, Arthropoda, Insecta, Diptera, Culicidae. The record is from RefSeq and is a predicted model, not a curated record. Gene Ontology annotation, molecular function: ATP binding; MAP kinase kinase kinase kinase activity. The transcript is spliced from 17 exons. Bases 1182 to 5792 code for a protein of 1536 amino acids. Gene Ontology annotation, biological process: protein phosphorylation.
GCGAGCGGUCGGGUAAGUUUGUUUUUCGUUUGUGCUCCUGCUGUGUGUCGAACGCGGAGAAUCCGUACGUACGGGAGUGUGUGUUCCCGACAGUGGUGUGGCAGAGUAAACCAUCAUUGCCGUUGAACCAAAACUGGUUUUCAUUCUGUUCCGUCGCGGGUUAGGAUUGGUGGAUAUCUCGUUAAUUUUUGAACCCCAACCGGUUCGUAUUGUUUUAGUGUUCCUGAUCGUGGUUGUUUCUCCACGGGGAAUCAGCUUUCCGUGCCAAAAUCAGGAUUAUCAGGUGAUGGUGUGAAUCGGAAAAUCAGUGCUUAAAGAUUUUAUCCCCUCCCCCGGUCACGUAUUUGCUGCUGAGAAAGAAAAGUGUUGCUUGAGUGUGCGUGUGGGCGCGCUCGUCCGUACACACAAUCGGUCUUUUUUCCGUUCUCUUGGUCCUCGGUGGGUGUGUUGGUGUAUUUAUUCGUCGAGAGAUUUUCUGAUUAAUCAAAAAGGGAAAUUUCGCUGUACCGUGCGACGGGUUGGAAAAGUUAAUUUUUCGGUGUGUUUAUAAAGUUGAAAUGAAGGUGUUUUGUGUUUUCUAGGAGGAGUAGAAUGCGCUUAUAUCAAACAGAUAAGAAUUCAAUGAAGGUGCUCUUUUACUACGAGAAGAAUCAUUUUCAUAGUUUGAAUCAUUUUCGCUAUUCUUUCUAUUUUUCGUGGCACACGGAAAAAUAAGAAGUCGACAAGUUGGAAAAUGUUUUUACAUUUUGGAGCCGUUUCGUGUUCUAAUCUAGUGGUGUUAUAGUUGAGUGAAAUUCAUAACCCCCGAAGUACUGUUGGUGACAGUACGUACGUUUAGGAAUUGUGCAGGAGUUGGACCAAGAAACCGGAAUCGCGAUUGAUUCCGGGAGUGCUUUGGAAUAAGAAGACAAUACAAGUGUAAAGUUGCGAAUCAAAUCAGGCCUCUGCCUGGCUCUCUGUUGGUGAAUAAAUACUUCUCGCGUUGUGUGUUCUGCUGAAGGAAGAAAAUAAUAUAAAAACACGCAAAACUCACACAGUUUUAAUCGCCCGUGGUUGAAUUAUCCAACGACGACAACGACAGAAACUUCAUACCGUCAUCGACAUCAUCACUAUCAUCGUCAUCCAAGUUAGCGCUAUCAUCGAGGGACGACGGCGACGACGACUACUACGAUUACGUCAAAAUGGCGCAUCAAAUGAUGCCCCAGUCAGUGAACUGCUCACUUGACGAUAUCGAUCUGAAUGCAUUAAAGGACCCAGCUGGAAUCUUCGAACUGAUCGAAGUGGUCGGAAAUGGAACCUACGGACAGGUUUAUAAGGGUCGCCACACAAAGACUGGACAACUCGCUGCCAUUAAGGUGAUGGACGUCACCGAAGAGGAAGAGGAAGAAAUCAAAUUGGAGAUCAACGUGCUCAAAAAGUACUCCAAUCACAGAAACAUUGCCACGUACUAUGGUGCAUUUAUUAAGAAAACGUCGGCCGGCAAGGACGACCAGCUGUGGCUGGUGAUGGAGUACUGUGGUGCCGGUUCCGUCACGGAUCUGGUAAAAUCCACCAAGGGACAAAGUUUGAAGGAGGAAUGGAUCGCCUACAUCUGCCGGGAGAUCCUGCGGGGGUUAAGCUAUCUGCACACGAACAAAGUGAUACACCGGGACAUAAAAGGUCAGAACGUGCUGCUGACGGAUAAUGCCGAGGUGAAGCUGGUGGAUUUUGGCGUUUCGGCACAGUUGGACAAAACCAUUGGCCGGCGGAACACGUUCAUCGGAACGCCCUACUGGAUGGCACCGGAGGUGAUUGCGUGCGACGAGAACCGAGACGCUACCUACGACAAUCGGUCUGACCUGUGGUCACUGGGUAUCACCGCACUGGAAAUGGCAGAAUCACAACCGCCACUGUGUGAUCUACAUCCGAUGCGGGCUCUCUUCCUUAUCCCACGGAAUCCACCACCCCGACUGAAGUCCAAAAAGUGGUCGAAGAAGUUCCACGGCUUCAUCGAUACGGUGCUAGUGAAAGACUACCACCAACGGCCUUACACGGAACAGUUACUGAAGCACCCGUUCAUCAAGGAGCAGCCCACGGAGCGACAAGUGCGGAUACAGCUUAAAGACCAUAUCGAUAGAUGUAAGAAACGUAAGCAGGAGAAGGAACGAGACGACUAUCGGUACUCGGGUUCGGAGAACGAAGAGGAAGAGGUCCAGACAGCCGGCGAACCAUCGUCCAUCAUUCAAGCACCCGGCGGUGAUACACUACGGCGAAACUUUCAGCAGAUCCAGGAGGGCCGGACGCUGAUGCAGAAUGCCGAACAGCAGCAACCGCCGAAUGCGAACCGGAAUCAAAAGCCACAGCCGCGUGAUGAGCGAAGUAAAGCGCAACCAGUGGAAGAACCGGGACCUCCCUCGCGGCCAAUACUACCUCAGCGUCUGAUAGUGGUUCCGGAUCCGCCGAGCAAUGCGAACGCCAACCGGCCCCUACCACCGACGCCGCGGUCCAGCGGCGGACCGUCCUCCCAACCCCAGCAGCCAUCAUCCCAGCAGCAAACGCCUCAACAACCGCCACGGAACUCUCAGAACAUCUUCAAACCAAUGCUGCCACCACGACGACCCGAGGAUUUGGACAUGUUAGCCGCACAACUAAAUGAAUUGGGCGUCUCCCAACAGUCACAGCAAGCACAGCCGGAAGCGCCACCACGUAAUAACCGACAGCAGCAGCAGCAGCAACAGUCUAGCAGCAGUAGUAGUGUCAACAGUAGCAAACCGCCCGCAACCGCCGUCGCUGCCAACGGUAACAACAACGGAACCGGCGGCGGCGGCGGCGUUGGUGGUGGUCUUGGCGGCAAUAACAAUAACAACAAUCACCACCACGCCCAACCGAUCAACCCGCUGGAUCCGAUCGAAAGCUCCGACUCGGACUCGGAACCGGAGGAACCCAACGAUCGGGCGCGCAACGACGGUACGCUGCUGGCCAGCGAUCCGCCGAAGCCACUUCCCGAAUUCUCCUAUAGGCCCGGUGGAUUGGGAGUGCUGGCCGAGUCGGAUCCAGCCACGACGACUACGCCUGGGGGCAGCAACAACAGCGUACUAUCGCCUCCCGGCAGUGGAAGCGGCGGAGGUGGACCCCCCAAUCGACCGCUACCGCCGACACCGGAUGACGACGAUACCCAGGGUGAUCGGACGCUGAUCAAGAGGAACUAUGACAGUAAAUCGACUUCAUCCGUUGGGACCACGGCAUCAUCCGCCUCAACGGGAUCCACUCCGUCCGAAAGUGAGGAAGCCGUCCUGUUGCGAGAUUGGGACUUUGAACGAUUCUUCCCGUCCAAUGAACGCCCGAAACCUCAGCAACGUCACUCCAUGUCGGACAAAUCGUCCUCAUCAUCACCAGCCGAUUCCAACAGUAGACUAAACGGACUGGACAAGUUCCGCAAGGAACGCGAGAACAGCAAAGCUUCGAAUCUGGCCUUCGCUGAGAAGAGGAAAGUAGAAGAGAUGAACAACAAAAUCCGGCUGGAAGAACGAGUGAAAAGUGAAAUCUUUGCUCGGCAGUACCACAAACAGCUAUCGCCCGGCAAAGCUAGUCCGGCUUCGUCUGCAUCGUCCAACCAACAACAACAACCGCAACAGCAGUUCCUUAAGCAAUCUCACAAACGUCAGGAUUCUGACUCUAAACUCUCGCUUAACUUUGUACGUGGCUUCCGCCGAGAAAACUCCGAUUUCUUUCCACUGUCCAAACGCCACUCGGCCAUCCUGGGGGAGCAGACCCCUUCCGGGAACGGCGGAAAUGCCAAGCAAAUGUCCACCAGUGCCAUCCAGCAGCAGCAACGUUCCAGUGCCAUAUUUUCCCGUAAUCGAACGAAGGGAGAACCCGUUCUUACGGAUUUCACCGUGACUAAACGUGGCGAUGGAGAAGACUUAAGAUCGCGAACGCCACCUAGACCGUCGGGGUCUAGUGGCACACAACAAUCCGCAUCCGGCCAAGCAGCAAACCGGCAAGCCAAUUCUCAAGCUCGAAAUCUGGACUUCCUACGACCACGUCGGGAAAAAACCGAAUCGGUGAUAUUUGUGCGCAAUUCUCCAACACGACAGCAACUGUUCGAUAGUCAGAACCGUGCCGGCGAGAACAGUAGUUUAAGUACACCGGGUCAACGCACCAGCAGUGUCCUGCCGGAUCUACUGAGUCAAGCAUCCCCGGCUACACCGCCGCGUCAUGACAAGUCCGCCAGCGAAGAGUACCGAGCAGCCGUCAGUUCCUCUGCCCAUUCCACACCAUCCAAGUCCUUCGUUGGCGUCACAAGCGUCGGCCUCAUCAGCAACAACAGCAACAGCAAUAACAAUUUUACCCAUAGCAGUAACAAUAACAGUAGUAACAACCAUCACCCGCUGCACAGCGGCGGUGUUGGUGUUGGUGGCAAUGGGAACUCGUCACCGCAUUCGACGGUGUCAAAUUCGUCCUCUUCCUCCCACCACAAUAGUCCAAACCAUUCGAUUAACAUUAGAAAUCUAAAAAACCACAAUAAUCUUUCGCAUAGUAGCAAUAAUAACAAUCAUUUACCUCCCUAUCACCAUCAACAACUACAACAACCACCAUCACUGUUGCACCACCAACAAUCACAACCUGCAUCGUUAAACUCCGCCACCGGUGGAAUUGGUUCCGCUCCACCAUUACCCCCCUAUGCACUGGCGUUGCAACAGAAGCAACGAAGUUUUCUUACGUUCGGGUUCAGUGCCGGUUCCGGUGGGUCCGGAGCGGCCCGAAGGGAAAGCCACGUCAACGUGAAUGUCACACCGACGUCCCACGACGCUGCCAGCGAUACGCCCGAGAUACGCAAGUACAAGAAACGCUUCAAUUCGGAAAUUCUGUGUGCAGCCCUGUGGGGUGUUAAUCUGCUGAUAGGAACGGAAAAUGGUCUGAUGCUGCUGGACCGGUCCGGACAGGGAAAGGUCUACCAACUGAUAUCGCGAAGGAGAUUCCAGCAGAUGGAGGUGCUAGAGGGGCAAAAUAUUCUGGUCACAAUUUCCGGCAAAAAGAAUCGCGUACGGGUGUACUAUUUGUCUUGGCUGAAGUCGAAGAUCCUUCGAACCGAUGGCAUGGGUGAUCAACAAGUGGAACGCCGGAAUGGUUGGAUCAACGUGGGUGAUUUGCAGGGUGCGGUCCACUUCAAAAUAGUCAAGUAUGAACGUAUCAAGUUUCUGGUGAUUGCGCUCAAGGAUUCAAUCGAGAUUUACGCUUGGGCACCUAAACCGUACCACAAAUUUAUGGCAUUUAAGAGUUUCGGUGAACUGAUGCACCGUCCGCUGCUCGUCGAUUUGACCGUGGAAGAGCAGACUCGGCUGAAAGUGAUCUAUGGUUCGGCCGAAGGUUUCCACGCGGUCGAUCUCGACUCAGCUACCGUUUAUGAUAUCUACCUUCCUAAACAUACUCAGGGUCCAAUUUCGCCACACUGCAUUGUGACUUUGCCCAACUCCAACGGGAUGCAGCUGCUGCUCUGCUACGACAACGAGGGCGUCUACGUUAACACAAUGGGCCGGGUGUCGAAGAACAUCGUUCUGCAGUGGGGCGAAAUGCCAACGUCGGUCGCAUACAUCGGCACCGGACAGAUCAUGGGCUGGGGCAACAAGGCAAUUGAGAUUCGAUCGGUUGAAACUGGCCAUCUGGACGGGGUGUUCAUGCACAAGAAAGCCCAGCGACUCAAGUUCCUGUGCGAGCGCAACGACAAGGUGUUCUUCAGCAGUGCCAAAGGUGGUUCGUCCUGUCAGAUCUACUUUAUGACGCUGAACAAACCCGGAAUGGCCAACUGGUAAAGGCGAAUACGCGCCCUUCCUUCUGCAACGUGUGUGACUGAGAUUCAUAAAUAGUUGAAUGAGCGAGAUAGUGAGAGCAAAACGUUUACCCUAUAUUAUACAAAAGAAAGAAAGAAAAAAACACUGUUAAGGUAAGUCAUUUGAUGGUGUUUUACAAGCCCGUAGAAGUUCUGUUUUUUUUCCUUCACGCGCAUGUAAGCAGACGGAGAUCGGUUUAGAAAACAGACAAGCACAGAAAGUUAAUUGUGUUAGUGAGCAAAGUGUAAAGUAAAAGUGGUAUAUAUAUAUAUUAAUUAUACUAUUAAUCGAGUAAGCGAAUAAGGUCAAAAUGAAUAGUCCUUUAUAAAAUGGUUUUCAAUCCUUAAAAAUUACUUCCCGACGGAAGAAAAAAAACCUAUCCCAGGGUGGGACAGUGAAAAAGACAGAUUCCCACGCCAGCCGCUUAUACUCAAUCGAAAAACUACUUCUUCGUGCGUACAGCUUUUUUCGUUCGUACACAUUUUUCAAGCGACUGACGCCGAAAUCAAUCAAACGGCAAUUAAUCAAACUCAUCCAAUUUCUUAGUUUUGCGAUUACGUAACCGUAUUUUGUCGAACUGUGCUAGAGUAACUUCCAACUUUGAUGUAUAUUUACCCAAGUUAUUUGGUCGGACACGGCAUUUAAUCGAGUCAAAUGCUUUUCUCCUAUCGAGAAGGUUGUUGUGUUUAGUUGUUCCCAAGUUUUCUUUUCUGGGUGAAACGUUUUGUUUCAGCCAAACUCAAUUAGGUUGUUGAUUUAGAUAACACAACUUGUUAAACAAGUAGGGUUUUGGCCGGGAUUAUUGGAUGCCUACUUGCUUAUUGUCGGAAAGUGACACACCAAUACAAACUCUACUACAUGUACGAAUAAAAAUUUAAUGAGUUAUGCAAUAUUUUGAAGCUCAAUGGACUCUGUUUGAGUGUGAGUGAAAAUAAAAGGCUUGUUAGUAUGUUCGUAGAAAAAAGUGCUCAGCUUGACGAUCGAUUGAUCGUAAACCUUUAUUAAACAGCUGAAGACGCAAAGGAUCCAUUCGAUAAUCAUGCAAAAAUCAUGAAACGCGAUUUUGAAAUGGUAGUGUUAUCUCUUUUUUUAGUAGUUUAAUUAGGAUUCUAUUUGAAUCAAACGGCGGCAUAGCUAAAGGGAGCGGACCAUUUGACAUAAAGUCAUUUGGCAUAAGGUCAUUUGGCACAAUGGACGUUUAGCAUAACGGACAUUUGCCAUAAUUUUGAGAAGUGAUCAUUCUGCAGGUUAUUUGGUAUAACGGACAUUUGGCAUAUUUGUUUUCAGCUUCUGGAAAACGGUCAUUUGGCAUAACGGACAUUUGCCAUAACGGACAUUUGGCAUAGUUUUGCUAAGUGAUCUCACUGAAGGUCAUUUGGCAUAACGGACGAAUUUGUAGUUUAUUUGCGUAUGACCAACAAGGUGAAAGGGAGUCGAACCCAGGUGCGCUGCGUACAAGGCAAUCGAUUUAUCAACUACGCUACGUCCACCCCUUGCUACACUGCUCAAGCACUUGAGGCGAAUCCAUUGUAAUGCGGAUUUGCCGUGUAACCGAGACCAAGGAUCCGGAGCGACACAAAGCUGCUGAGGAUCCGCCUGGCAAGUUGGCCGCUGACCCGCUAUCGGAAGCGGCGGCCCCUCGCAAGCAAACCUGUGAUCCACUCGUUUGCCCGGAUUACUCAAACACAGAAUUAGUUUAAAUUCAACGGAGCGACAGCGAUGUCGGACAGCACGUGACCUGAAGCGAUGUGGCGUAACCAUAGUAGGCGUAAAUGUUAUUUAUUAAUUUGCAAAGAAGAAUAGUGCUGCUCGAAAUUAUACCCAAUGACCUUAUUUCUCGCACUGUCUAAAAUGGUGCCUGUUUCCCUGUUGAUAAAAAAUGGCAAAUGACCUCCAGUUUGAUCACUUCUCAAAAUUACGACCCUCAUUUUACGCGAAAUUAGAAACUAUGCCAAAUGACCGUUAACCUGGAGAUAAAAUAAAUUUUGACAAAUGACGUUCAGUCUGAUCAAUUCUCAAAAUUAUGCUAAAUGACCAUUAUGCCACAAAACCGUUAUGCCAAAUAUCUGUUAUGCUAAAUGACCUUAUGCCAAAUGACCCAAAAGAGCCAAAGGACCCAUACCCAAAGCUAAGUACACUUUUCCUACGGGCACACUACCACUCGCAAACUUUCUUGUACCUUAAGCACCAAUGUGAACCAGACAGCAUUGCAAUAUAUUGUUCUUCAAGUGUCUGAUCGAUCAUCGCUUUCACCAAAAGUUUCAGUAAUUAUUGAUUUCAUUCAACAAAACGUCAGUUCGACCAAAUUACCAUUCGGUAAAAUAUGCGGAUCAAUUGGAUAGUUUCUAAAUCUGAUUAGAAUAAAUAUCUGUUUGAUCUAAGAUCUACUUCAAAUAUGCAGUUCGUCAAUAAGGCCAGUCGGCGAAUUAUCUUCACUUCGAUGAAGCAAGCCGUUAUCAGUUUGAUACAAAACGUUACAACAUUCUAAACGAGUACCAUAUAUACUGUAAUCCUACAACAAUUCGGUACAUAAUAUUUUACAGAAAGCCUCUGCCUAUAUUGGUUAUCGUUUUCUUUAAUUAAUGUUGAUGUACACUGUAAAAAACUAUAUUUUCAUUUCAUACCUUUCUAUAUUCCAACCUAGUGACGUUAUACACCCAAGAGAAUCAUUAUUUAUCCAAUAUCUCUAUCAAAUACAGAAUACGGCCGGCAAAUGAUCAAAAAUUAUUAUUUCUUUAUUUUCUGUUAUACUCAACAAGUGCCAUUUUCUCUUUCUAAACCUGUUUAUGUUUUUUUCUUAUAAAUUUUAUUCACAAGUGCAAUAAUUUCUACAAACAAAUACCAAUAGCUCCCCCGUAUCCCCGUACUAAAAUCAUUGAACUUUAAAACCCUACACUGAUGGCGUUCGACAUAUUUCCGGUCGCAAAAACAAACACGAACAUCCAUGCUUGGGUCAAUCUUGAUACUACAGAAAAGUCUGAACAAAAACUCACACCUUAAAUUGGGCUACAAUUGCAUCUAUCGCGUAAAGUUUUAAUAGAACAAAAAAAUACACUCACUAAUUUAAAUGUAGGAACCGAACAAUAGGAAAGGAAGAAUCCAUUUAGUAGAACGUCGUUACAAAAAAGAAGAAAAUUAACAGAUAAUAAAACGAUAGAUAAUUCUAAGACAGCAAGCUAGAAACAGUUUUUUUUCUAAUUAAACACGAGAUCCAACCAACCAAAACGAUAGGGAAAAGUGUUACUGGAUUCAGUCGCCAUACAGCAAAAAAGAGAAUCGUGUAAAGAAAUGCCUUCAAACAAAAUAAAACCAGAUAAAAACAGUGAUAGGAACGAUACAUACCCUCACACACACGCAAAAUUAUUUUUCUUUUUUUUCAAUACCAUUUCGAUACACACAAGAAUACAAAUCACCACGGAAGAAGCUUCCAUUUCCAGCUUCCCAACACAUGAUUCAUCAUCUUAUUCCACAUCCAAAAAAAUGUGCUCAUAUAUUUAACCACUCACUCUCACUCUUAUCCAUACCAUCCUUUAAAAUCGCAACACGAUCAAACACACAUACAAGUAUUCUUAGAGGAAGCAAAUUUAUCUCUGUCAUAUCUUCAUUGCUAGUCGAACGCUUUGUUCAAAUGAAUUAUAAAACAAACGAAUGCGUCCGCAAAUGCACAUACACACAAUACACGCAAAAUCAGUAAGCGAAUUUUAUAAGCUUGUGAAGUGAAAGCAUGAACACACACAAUCAUACAAACACCCACACACUUUUAUCUACAGUCUAUCAUUAUUGAGCAAAAGUUAAAUUAAAGAAAAGAAGCGACAAGUGCAGAACACAAGUGUUUUAAUAAAAGUAUAAUUAUAAAUAUAUAAACGAAUUGAAAGUAAUUAUAUGGUAAUACAAUAUUAGAAAACAAACAAACACACACACACCCAGGACACAGCUCGGUAGGAAGGAGAAUUUAUGCAGUUACACCGUAUGGAUAAAGUAUAAAACGAUAAUUAACAAAAAAAAAGAACAAUGAAGUGCAGGAACAAAUGAAAAACAAAACAACACAACAUUCACGCUAUUGAAAACGAAACUCGUGUAGUAACAAAGCGAAGGAAUAAAGCAGGCAGGAAAAAAUAAACAUUUUUGGCAUGAACCUUCCACCAAGUUAUCACCAGCAGCAGACACGACACAGUGGAAGAACGAGAAGAUAAUAUAAAAAGUGGAGAAGCAAACAACAAAAGUGGAAAACCGACGACAAGAGGGUAUGAUGAAAUAAAAGAAAAUUAGACAGUAAUAGGAAUAUUUAUAAUAAAACGUGAUUAAAACGA